AUGUCGUAACUUCUAAUGGUGUGGUUAAAUGAUGAAGUAUAAUUAAGUAAGAAGGUAACAUCAUUCGAACAUGAUUUCAGUAAUGGAUAUCUUUUUGGUGAAUUAUUGAGCAAAUUCAAUCAAUAGCUAAAUUUUGAAGAAUUCUCAAAUAAGUAAAAAAAUAAGGUAAUGAGAUAGAGAUGUUCGAGAGGCUAAAAUGAAGAAUUUCUAAUUACUUGAACCAACAUUUAAGACAUUACAUAUUUCAUUUAAUUUUUAGAUGGCAGAUUAAGUUAUAAAAUGUAAAAAAGGAGUGGCUAUGCAAUUAUUAUAUUAAUUAUAAAUGGUAUGAGAGAUAUGAUAUUUUAUAAGUAAUUGUAAAAAGUGAAUGAUCCACAUGAUGUGAUGAUGCAUGCUAAAACAGGGAAAUAUAAUGUGAUUUAACCUCUAAUGGUCAUUAGAUAACCAAAAGAUUAAUUCGAUAAAAUGGAAUAAGAUUUUUUUAUAUAGAAAUUGAAUGAAAGAAAUAAGGCUUAAAAAGAUGUAAAUUUAGAGAAACAUUUAGGCAAAUUUACAACAUUUGCUAUUUAAUAGGCAGAAAAAGAGAGAAGAUUAAAAAUAAAGGAAGAAACAGAAGAGAGGAAUUUAAAAGAAGAAAUGCGUAAGAUUCAAUUAAAUAAAUUAUAAAGAAAUAUGGCAUUUAUGGAAGAUUGGAAUUAAAAAGGAAUUGAAAAUUGGAAGAAAAAUUAAUAGAUUAGAUAUAAAAAUAAAGUAAAUGAUGAUAAAUUUAAAUCAACAAUGCAAAAAAUAGCAGAAGAUAGAUUAGUAUAAACUUAAGAGUUUUUGAAAAGUGAAAUGGAAUAAUAGAUUGAAUAAUUUGAAAAUAGAUAAAAAGAUGAACCUGUUAGUUUAGGAUUAAGAAAUAAAAUGAUGAAUGAAUUUUUAAGAAAAGAGAGAGAUAAAAGAAGAAGGAAAAUGAUUGUAGAUUAAGAGAAAUAGACAGAUGAAUUAUAAAGAAGAGAAUAUUGUGUUUUAGAGAAACUUAAAUAAUAGAGUAGAUAAGAAAAAGAAAUUAUGUAUGAAAUAUGGAGAGCAUUUUAAUGUAAAGAAGUAAUUUGUGAAAAUAGAAAAUUAAGAGAUGAGAACUAUAGAAAUAAAUAAGAAUUAAAUGUUAUUAAUUAGAAAUUUAAAGAAGAAGAAAUGUUAAGAUCAUUAUAAUAAGAAUUUAAUGAAGAAAUUGAAUUAUAAUAAAAAAGAUAAUUAGAAAUUAAUGUUGAAUAUAAAUUAUUGAUUAGAUAAUAGAAUUAUGAAAAAUGUAGAAAAUUAGUUGAAAUUCUAUUUGAAAUUGAAGAAUAAGUUUAUGAACAUCUAUAAAAUCAUGAUUCAAAUUAAAUAAAUGAAUAAUUCACUAGAGAAAAUAAUCAUUUAUUUGAAUAAGGAAUGGAUUUAAUACCAUAUAAAAGAUUUAGAACAUAUGAUCCCAUCAACGAAAUGAAAAAAUAAGAGAAUUAAAAUUAUAAAUAAAAAAUGUUUUUAGCUAAAAUGGAGAUGUAAGAUUACUUAGAAGGUACUGGAGCAUGGAAUAUUUAUUAAGCAUAGAAUAAUUAUACUCUAGGAAAUUUAGUGAGAUAUUUAAUUGAAAGUUAAUUUGAAAUUAUUAAUACAGAACAAAUAGAACUCAAUAUACCUUAUGUUCCAUUUAGAGGAUCUGUGAUAGGAUUUGCAUUUAGUGGUAAAAGUACUAUAAGUGAAUUAUUAAGUAAGAAAUAUGGAAUUACUUUAUUAUAUGUUGAUGUUAUAAUAAAUGAAUUAUUAGAAUAUAUAAGUAAAUAUUAAUAAGGAGAAGAACAUUCAUAGAUUUGGGAUCAAUAAUAAAUUGAAUUAGGUCAAUCUAUAUCUAAUUAUUUAUUAGAAGGAGAAAAUAUUCCUGAUGAAUUAUAUAUUAAAGCUAUUGUAUAAAAGAUUAAAAGAACCUUUGAAUAGUAAACAUUUGAAUAGAUUUAUGAGGAAUAAAAAGAGAAAUGUCAAAAUCAUAAUGUUAAAAUGAUAAAAACUAUUGAUGAUUUCAAUGAUGAUGGUAUUAAUUGGGAGGAUUUUCAUAGAAAUAACAUGAUAAAUAAUAAACCAUAUUGUAAAGGUUGGUUAUUAGUUGGUUUUCCUCAUACUUAUGAUUAAGCAAAAUUAUUGGAAAAAUAUCUAACAAAUAUACAACCAUAAGAUGAACCUACAGCAUUAUAAGCUAGAUUAGAUGAAGCAGCUAGGAUUGUUAAACCAAAUGAAUAUUAAAAGGUUCCAAGAAGUAAAUAAGAGAGUGGAGUAGGAGUUUGUGUAUAUUUAGAAAUGCCAUCUAAUGAAAUGUGUUUAAGAAGAGCUAUUGGUAGAAGAUAUGAUAAUCAUAAUCAUUCUUUAUAUCAUUUAGAUUCUAAUCCUCCUCCUGUUGACAAUGCUCCUUUAAUUGAAAGAAUUCAACCUUUAUAUGAAGUUGACAAUCUUCAAUAAUAGAUUUCAGAUAAAAAUUCAUAUUUUAUGACUUAAAUAGAAGGAGUUAAAAAUUGGUAUAAUAGUUUUGAAUCUAAAUUUGGUUCAAAUAUAUAAAAUGCAUUUAUAACAAUUGAUGCAUCUAAUAAUUAUGAAAGAGUAUUUUAUGAUAUAGAUUAAGUAUUUUAAAACUUUCUUUAAAUUCAAGUUAAUUAAAUUUAAUAGAAAUAUGAGAAUCAAUAAAAUAAAAUAUUAGAACAAGAAGAAUUACUUAAAUAAUAAUAAGAAUAAGAAGAAUUAGAUAAGAAAUGUUAAUUUAAAUAAGUUUAAUUAGAUACAUUACCUAUGAAAUAGCCAAAUUAAACAUUAUUAAAAUAUUUAAAUAGUUUUUGGAAUCUUAUUGAAAAUAAAUAUAUGUCACUUUAAAAUAUUUUCAAGGGAUUUAGAGAAUAAAGAGAAUUUAUUACUAAUUAUUAAAUGGAUAUACAAAGAAAAUUUAUAGAUUUAAUUAAUACACCAGAUGAAAAAUUUUAUUUUAUUAGAAAUUUUUAAGAAUAAUAUAAUGAAUUUAUUUUGGAGAAUCCUGAUUUAUGUGAAGAAGAAGUUUGUAAAGAAGAAUUACAUUAGAGAGUAGAUGAUUUAUAUGAUUAAUUAAUAGAUAUAAUAGAUUAAAAGAGAGAUGAUUUAAUAGUUGAAAAAUCAUAAAUAUAAACAUCUUAAUUUAUAGAAAAUGAAAUAGAUCUUUAUUUAUUAUAAUUAAAGUAAAUGCUAGUAAUAGAAUUAGAUCGAGCAACUAAUUCUAUUUAAUUAUUAAAUGAUUAUUAUGGAACAUAAGAGGGAAUAGAAUUAUAAGAUAUUUAACCACCUGUUGGAGAAUUAUAAUUGAUAGAUGGUGAUGAUCCAUAAAUUAGAUUAGAUAAAUUAAUAGCUGAUACUUUAAGAAUAUUUGCUGGAGAAGAAGAGAUAAUAGAAGAUAAAAAUAAGAAAGGAACAAAAUAACCUGCAAAAAAAGAAGAGAAAAAAGGAAAAAAAGGAAAAGAAGAAGAAAUUAUAAAAAAAGAAUUAUAAAAUGUAGAAGCUGUAAAUGCUAUCAAUUUAGAAAAAUAAAUUUUUAAAGAAAGAGUUGAUGUAAUUAAAAAAUAUGCUUAAUAAACUAUUCUAAAAUAUAAAUAAGCUGCUGAUUUAUUAUAUUCUAAAUUAGAUGAAUGGAUUCAUUAUACACAUUUAACUGAAAUUAAAGCAUUAGAUGCCAUAUCUAAUCUAUUUAGAGGAUAUAUAGAAAGAGGUGAAAGAAUUUAAAAAGAACUCUAAUUAUAAUUUGUUGAUGUCAUUAUUAACCAUGAAGUUCUAAAUUUCUUAACUCCUAUUCCUCCUCCUUUAAAAGCUAGAGAACCAUUAAGUAAGGAUAGAUUUUCAAUAUCUCAAUUAUAUUAUUUAAUUGAAGACUUAAGAGCAAUCACUAGUACUCAUUUGCUUAUUGAUAUUAAAUAACUUGCAUUGCUUUUAUCUAGAUCAUCUUAUGGAGUAUUAAAAUUAACACCAUCAUAAUGGAUGAAAGUUCUCAAAGUACUUGAUCAAAAUGGGUAAUUUAAUUUAUAUAUUCUAUUUUUAGUUAUGUGAAUGUAAGAUAAAUUUGUACUUAUUUAAUCUUAUUAUAAUCACCAACUCCAAAGGAAGAAGAAUUGAAAAUCUAUUAAUCUUAAUUAAAUGGACCUUUAGUAAAUAAAGAAAACUUUGUUAAUACACCAGCUUGGUUUGAUGAAUUUGAAAAGGUUGAAGAUGAAGAAAGUAUAAAUUAUAGUAAAUCUUUUAGAUACAAACUAUUUUGAUAGAAUUAUAUACAUAAAAGAACUUCUAUUCUUUGUUCAUAAAGAUGAAAAUGAUUAAUUAGCUACAAAAUACUAUUUAGAAAUUUUGAAUGUAAAAGGAGAUAGAUUUAUUGACUUUUUGUUCUAAAAUCUUUAAGAAUUAUGA
Molecule: messenger RNA, 4431 nt
Organism: Paramecium pentaurelia
Lineage: Eukaryota; Ciliophora; Oligohymenophorea; Peniculida; Parameciidae
Source: the annotation of a GenBank genome assembly